GCUCAGUAUAGCACCAUCAGUUUCUCCCAUAGACCUUAUAACUUCGUUUUACCUGCGACCUAAUUGCCCCCUAGCUUCAGCAGUAUUGACAAGGGCCCCCGCAAACCCUCACACGACAUGUCGACUCCGAAGACUGACACGGACUCCGUUGCGGCUCCAAUACCGCAUAAGGAGAGAAGAUAUCAGUCGUAUCCCGGUAGCGAGUACGUCCUACCGUCAGACGACGCGGAAAAAGAAAGGUCAAUGACCACCUCUUGACUGUGUCACAAUCUCAUGAGCUAAUUGUUCUACAGACUUGCUCUGCAACAUCGGUUGCUCAUGCACGUCCUAGAUAAUCGUAUCAUCAUGCCCGAUGUCACGAUAGGUCCGGCCGACCAUAUUCUGGACAGCGGGACAGGAACUGGCAUAUGGUUGCUGGACGCGAUGAAAGUCGUCCCUGACAGUACUGUCCUACAUGGUCUCGACAUCGAGCCUGGACUCUUCCCGCGAGAUGAUCACGCCGUCGUCUCGCGUGGAAACGUACACUUCCAUGUCGGGAGCUGCACUGCAUUGCCGUCCGACUGGAACAGCAAGUUCAAGCUCGUGAACCAGCGUCACAUGAUUGCGGCGCUGCGUAAAGAAGAGUGGGGAAGAUCUAUCCAAGAGAUCUUUCGGGUCCUCGAACCAGGUGGCUGGGUGCAGUUUGGAGAGGUCGAAUAUUGGAGGGCCGGUCCGGAGACAGAGAAAUUCAAAGCCCUGACGACUACUGUGGCGAAAGCGAAAGGCCUGGUCCUCGACUGCGCCGUUCGCGUCCCGGAGUUGCUCCGCGAGACCGGAUUCUCACAGAUCAGCGUUCAGUCAACAGUCAUCCCUUUGGGGAAGAAUGGAGGGCAGCUUGCUGCUGACGCUCGCAGAAACUGGAUGGCAGUCUUCCGAGGACUGAAGACCCCUGUGCUCAAGGCCGGGGGAUUCGGUCACGUCAGCUCAGAAGCUGACUUCGAUUUGAUGACGGAUAGAAUGGAAGACGAAUGGCAGAACUCACAGGAUGCAGAGAUACAGAACAACGUUAUCUGUGCCCAAAAGCCACUGCUAUAGUUACGAUUACAGCUGUCCAUUAGAUGCUCGCUGCAAUGGGUGAUAUUUUGUAACACUUACAGUAUCUAUACAAGUCUCGAUCCAAGGCCCUCUCACGUUGCUGUAUGAGACGUACUGAUGUCGAACUGUAUGCCGAUGAGUCGAGCGGUUCUGCUGCAACAUACACAUAUGCACUGCGACGCGAAUACAGCACGGGUUUAUGCAUAAAGAUGUCGUCGGAAGCGUCGAUAUUCGUUUGCCCGAUCCAGUUGCCGCACUAGUAUGUAAGGUGCCUGCCUUAAGGCUGUGUAGCUUCGAUUUGUCGAGAAUCCACGCUGGUUCAGCGGAUAGUAGUACGCUUUGUGCGAUGCCGCUUGCAUAUCA
Molecule: messenger RNA, 1437 nt
Organism: Fomitopsis serialis
Lineage: Eukaryota; Fungi; Basidiomycota; Agaricomycetes; Polyporales; Fomitopsidaceae
Exons: 2
Coding region: 319-1074 (251 amino acids)
Source: RefSeq, a predicted model, not a curated record